Messenger RNA from Durusdinium trenchii, 327 nucleotides. Lineage: Eukaryota; Dinophyceae; Suessiales; Symbiodiniaceae. The record is from the annotation of a GenBank genome assembly.
AUGUGGUCCCACCUCCUGGGCAUCGUCUACUGCGCUUAUGUGGGAGCUACUGCCGUUUGCCAGCAGCAGGCGUGCAGUUGGCUUUUGCUCUUGGUGGCGGCCAGCAGUUAUUGCUUCUCGUGCUCCUUCUGCUUCCACCUCUGCUCCUGCACUGGGGCCACGGUCAGGAGCUGCACGUAUCGGAUGGAUUUGACGGGUAUCGUGGUCUUGAUCGCUGCCUCGUACUUCGCUGGUAUAGCCUUGGGUUUUCGAUGCUAUCCAGCGCUGCGGAGUUUCUACUUGGUGUAUGCUGCGCUGGUCUCCUUAGCCCUGGCUGUGCCCGCCUGA